AUGUAUAUUAAAUACUUGCAUAUUACCGGCUAUGCUUUCAGUCCUGCUCACAUAAUAGAUAGCAAGCACGGCAUCGGGCAAGCAACCUGGGCACUCCAAGAAGAUGGAAAAAUUAGGAGUAUAUUUAAAGGAGCUACCUACCUUAGAAUACACGUGACGCUGCAAGCACGCAACUUCUACACAAUGUUCGUAUCCAAGAGACGAGUAUUUGAGUUUUACAAGGCUCCAGUUAACUGGUUGUGGGUAGAGAUAGCAAAGUUUCUGUGUUUAGAAUGA
Molecule: messenger RNA, 276 nt
Organism: Arctia plantaginis
Lineage: Eukaryota; Metazoa; Arthropoda; Insecta; Lepidoptera; Erebidae
Source: the annotation of a GenBank genome assembly